Adineta ricciae is the source of this 603-nucleotide messenger RNA. Lineage: Eukaryota; Metazoa; Rotifera; Eurotatoria; Adinetida; Adinetidae. The record is from the annotation of a GenBank genome assembly.
AUGCGUCUUGAAACUUGUUACUAUUGUUCAUCAACAAUAUGGCCGGGUCAUGGCAUUCAGUUUGUACGAAAUGAUUGUAAAAUCUUUCGAUUUUGUCGAUCACGUUGCCAUCGUGCAUUUAAGAAGAAAUGGAAUCCACGAAAAUCUCGCUGGACAAAAGCACAUCGAAAAUUCACUGGCAAAGAUUUGACUACCGAUUCGACGUUCGAAUUCGAAAAACGUCGAAAUGAACCAGUGAAGUAUGAUCGUGAAUUAUGGCAAAAUACCAUCAAAGCCAUGGAGAGAGUCGGAGAAAUUCGAACGAAACGUGAACGACAUCAUAUUAUGAAACGUCUCCGACAAGGUACACUUGACCGAAAAGCAGCCGAUUUACGUGAAGUACGAGAUUAUAUUCAUCUUGUUCGCGCACCAAAUGCCACUAAACCGAUGGAAGAGAUCGAAAUGGUUCAAAAAGCCAUGGAGAAACGUGAACAAGCUGGUGAACUCUUGACCAAAAUUGGUACAACUGUGUCGACAACAAAGAAACUCAGUGCUCUACGCCGUCGUGCACCGAAAAUCGAAGUUACGAUGGAAACAUCAGAUACCGAACAAGCAAUGGAAUAA